Babjeviella inositovora NRRL Y-12698 is the source of this 1107-nucleotide messenger RNA. RefSeq names its product formate dehydrogenase. The coding region runs from base 1 to 1107 and encodes 368 amino acids. Gene Ontology annotation, cellular component: cytosol. The transcript has a single exon. Gene Ontology annotation, molecular function: NAD binding; oxidoreductase activity, acting on the CH-OH group of donors, NAD or NADP as acceptor; formate dehydrogenase (NAD+) activity. Lineage: Eukaryota; Fungi; Ascomycota; Pichiomycetes; Serinales. The record is from RefSeq and is a predicted model, not a curated record.
AUGAAAGUCCUUUUAUGUUUAUAUGACGCCGGCAAGCAUGCCGCUGACGAGCCAAAGUUAUACGGCUGCACCGAGAACGAGUUGGGCAUCCGCAAGUGGUUGGAAGACCAAGGCCACGAAUUGGUCACCACCUCUGACAAGGAGGGGUCCAGCUCCGCUUUGGACAAGCACAUCCCCGAUGCUGACAUCAUCAUCUCCACGCCGUUCCAUCCAGCCUACAUCACCAAGGAGAGAAUCGACAAGGCCGUCAAGUUGAAGUUGUUGGUGGUUGCCGGUGUGGGCUCCGACCAUAUUGACUUGGACUACAUCAACAAGUCUGGGAAGAAGAUUUCCGUGUUGGAAGUAACCGGCUCCAACGUUGUAUCUGUCGCAGAGCACGUUGUCAUGACCAUGUUGGUGCUUGUGAGAAACUUUGUUCCAGCUCACGAGCAGAUCAUUGACCACGACUGGGAUGUUGCUGCCAUCGCCAAGGAUGCCUACGAUGUCGAAGGAAAGACCAUUGCCACCAUCGGUGCUGGUAGAAUCGGCUACAGGGUUUUGGAGAGAUUGGUUCCAUUCAACCCCAAGGAGUUGAUCUACUACGAUUAUCAGGGUUUGUCCAAAGAGUUGGAAGACAAGGUCGGUGCCAGAAGAGUUGAAUCGAUCGAAGAAUUGGUGGCCCAGGCCGACAUUGUCACCGUCAACUGUCCCUUACACGCGGGUACCUUGGGCUUGGUGAAUGCGGCUUUGUUGUCCAAAUUCAAGAAGGGUGCCUGGUUGGUCAACACCGCCAGGGGAGCCAUUUGUGUAGCUGAAGACGUGGCCGCGGCUGUGAAAUCCGGUCAAUUGAGAGGCUACGGUGGUGAUGUCUGGAAUAAGCAGCCGGCUCCAAAGGACCACCCUUGGAGAGACAUGAGAAACAAGUACGGUGCUGGUAACGCCAUGACGCCUCACUACUCCGGUACCACCUUGGAUGCCCAAAAAAGAUAUGCCGAAGGGGCAAAGAGCAUCUUGAACUCGUUCUUGACCGAGAAGUACGACUACAGGCCACAGGAUGUCAUCUUGCUCGAGGGUGAGUACGCCACUAAGGCCUAUGGUGACGAUAAGAAGGUCAAGCAGGUGAAGUGA